UUGAGUCUUGACAUUGAGGAAUUAAGCUGUUCCACUUCCAGCACCUUCGAAAUUUGGGAAAAACAAAAAUCAAAUCAAACCAAUUCAGUUUAGUUUGGAUUCCCUCCUUGGUUUCAUUUCCUUUCAUUUCAUUUGUGUUUUGAACACAAAAACGCAAAACACAACAACACAAAUGGGAGACAAACGUAAGAGAGGUCGGAAAUCCAAAACCCCCACCUCCGCCUCCGAAACCCUAGGCUCACCUUCCACCACCGCCCCUAACGCCGCCACUGCCACCGCCACUCCUUCCACCAUUGACGACGUCUUCUCCGUCGCCAACGUUAACCUCAUGGACACUACUGCCUCCCCGCACCAACGUCGACGCCCUGGCCGCCCCAAGAAAGUCCCCCACCAGUCCGACAGGCCGGGACGCCGCCAGUCCUCCCGUCCCCCAGUCGAUGCCAACGGCGCCGUCGAGGUCCCCCCGGCGGCUGAGGCAAUGGAGGAGGACCCCGUGUGGGAGAACGUAGUUCCUGGUCGAGUGGUGCCGGCGAUGGACUCGGUGGUGAAGGUUUUCUGCGUUCACACGGAGCCGAAUUUCUCUCUGCCGUGGCAGCGGAAGAGGCAGUACAGCUCGAGCAGCAGUGGGUUCGUGAUCGGCGGGAGGAGGUUGCUGACGAACGCUCACUCGGUGGAGCAUUACACGCAGGUUAAGGUCAAGAAGCGUGGCUCAGAUACUAAGUACUUGGCCACAGUUCUCGCCAUUGGAACCGAGUGCGACAUUGCCAUGCUCGCAGUUGAUGAUGAUGAGUUCUGGCAAGGGAUGUCACCUGUAGAGUUUGGGAAUUUGCCCGCACUUCAGGAUGCAGUCACUGUUGUGGGGUACCCAAUUGGUGGUGAUACUAUUUCCGUAACCAGUGGUGUUGUAUCACGCAUUGAGAUCCUAUCUUAUGUCCAUGGUUCGACUGAACUUCUAGGUUUACAGAUAGAUGCUGCUAUAAAUUCUGGCAAUUCCGGUGGACCUGCAUUUAAUGAUAAAGGAAACUGUGUGGGCAUUGCAUUUCAGUCCCUUAAGCACGAAGAUGCGGAGAAUAUAGGUUAUGUUAUUCCAACACCAGUGAUCAAUCAUUUCAUCCAGGAUUAUGAGAAAAAUGGAAGAUACACUGGGUUCCCUGUUCUUGGGGUUGAGUGGCAAAAGAUGGAAAAUCCUGAUCUAAGAAUGGCAACAGGCAUGAGAACUGACCAGAAAGGUGUGCGAAUUAGAAGAGUUGAUCCUACUGCUCCAGAAUCCAAGGUUUUGAAGGCAUCAGAUGUUAUUCUUAGCUUUGAUGGGGUUGAUAUUGCCAAUGAUGGAACAGUUCCAUUUCGCCAUGGGGAGCGCAUUGGUUUCAGUUACCUCAUAUCCCAGAAAUAUACUGGUGAUAAUGCUGUAAUUAAAGUAUUAAGAAAUUCAGAGGUCCUCAAUUUUGACAUUAAACUCGAUAGUCAUAGAAGACUAAUUCCAGCACACACCAAGGGCAGGCCUCCUUCAUAUUAUAUCAUUGCAGGAUUUGUUUUUACAACCGUUUCAGUUCCAUAUCUUCGAUCUGAGUAUGGAAAGGAUUAUGAGUAUGAAGCUCCUGUCAAACUUUUGGAUAAACUGCUGCAUUCAAUGCCGCAAUCGCCAGAUGAACAACUUGUUGUGGUUUCUCAGGUGUUGGUGGCUGAUAUCAAUAUUGGAUAUGAAGAGAUUGUCAACACCCAGGUCCUUGCUUUUAAUGGUCAACCUGUGAAAAAUCUCAAGAGCUUGGCCAAUAUGGUAGAGAGCUGCAACGAUGAAUACCUGCAAUUUAAUCUAGACUACGAACAGAUCGUGGUUCUUCGCACAAAGACUGCAAAGGCAGCUACUCUAGACAUACUUUCAACCCACUGCAUUCCCUCAGCGAUGUCCGAUGAUCUGAAGUCAUGAUCAGGCUUCUGUUUCAUGUGUAGGCUGCGCUUAACAUUUUGUUAGUUGGUAGAU
This is a messenger RNA of Arachis duranensis, 1981 nucleotides long. RefSeq names its product protease Do-like 9. Gene Ontology annotation, biological process: proteolysis. Lineage: Eukaryota; Viridiplantae; Streptophyta; Magnoliopsida; Fabales; Fabaceae. Gene Ontology annotation, molecular function: protein binding; serine-type endopeptidase activity. The record is from RefSeq and is a predicted model, not a curated record. The transcript is spliced from 9 exons. The coding region runs from base 173 to 1927 and encodes 584 amino acids.